AUGGGGAAACCAAGGCAGCCCCGCAAAACAAAAAGGGUAGCAAGGUUCGACUUCGACGAUGCAGAUCGUCUCUUGAUUUACUACCUCCGGAAGAAAGUGUAUGAUCCAGACGGCCUGCACUCCGAGUACGGCGACCUCAUCCCCACCGUCGACAUGUUCUCCAUCGAUCCAGAUACCUUCAUUCGAGUGAAAACACCCAAUCAGAAGGAGGUCUGGUACUUCUUCUCUCCAAUUGAUAGACCACCGGGGAGCGGGCCGAUUCCCUCAGAUCGACCAGUUGGUGACGGCUUUUGGAUGAUGAGCGCUCCCCAAGAAGACAUUGUUGACGAACAAGGCCACAAGAUCGGCGAGAGAAGGAGCCGACGCUACCGUAACUGGACCAUGCACGAAUACCGACUCAUUGAUUCUCAACAUGCUGAGACGAGCACUGCCAAGAAGACGAUCGAGGACAACGCGCCCCAUAACUAUGUACUCUGCAAGAUUUUUGAAGAAGAAGCUGCAAAGCAGGAAGACGAUGAAGCGGAAGGUGGUGGAAUCCAACAGGAAGCAAGUGCUGCAACCCCAAGUCAUGCGGGGCAGUCGAUAUCUUCGCCGGAUAUUACGUCGGACGAUCUUUUAGACUGGAAAGAUCCGGCGGAGGAUUAUGAUGAGCAGAUUGAGACAGAGCCCUCGGCCAUGGGUUCUCCAGAGAGCGUAGAACCGAGUUUCAGCACGAACACAACAGGUGCCUGGCGGCCUCGUGAGUCCUGUGUCCCGUACACGCCGGACCGAGCUGUACCAGCCGGCGAGUGUGGCGGCGCCACCGAAUUACCGGUUAUCAAGGAGCAUCAUCUGUGGACGGACCUGCGGCUUGAACCACUGCCCUGGUUGGGCCAGCCUCCGACUAAGAGUAAAACCAACACAAACCCUCGGCUGCACACUCGUGAUGAUCCAGAGUGCACCAUAAGUGUGCCAAAUCCAAGCUCGCCACACGACUUGGUUGAAAUGGGGUCAGCCAAGGGGACAAGUUUUGCAGGGAGCUCUACUUCAUCUACAGCAGAACAGAAAGAUGAUACUUAG
Molecule: messenger RNA, 1059 nt
Organism: Nymphaea colorata (pocket water lily)
Lineage: Eukaryota; Viridiplantae; Streptophyta; Magnoliopsida; Nymphaeales; Nymphaeaceae
Product: NAC domain-containing protein 19-like
Exons: 2
Coding region: 1-1059 (352 amino acids)
Biological process (GO): regulation of DNA-templated transcription
Molecular function (GO): DNA binding
Source: RefSeq, a predicted model, not a curated record